Molecule: messenger RNA, 471 nt
Organism: Melampsora larici-populina 98AG31
Lineage: Eukaryota; Fungi; Basidiomycota; Pucciniomycetes; Pucciniales; Melampsoraceae
Exons: 3
Coding region: 1-471 (156 amino acids)
Biological process (GO): protein phosphorylation
Molecular function (GO): ATP binding; protein serine/threonine kinase activity
Source: RefSeq, a predicted model, not a curated record
AUGUGUUUCUCUAUUCAUGUGACCAAUGAUCAAAAGCUGUUGUUGAACACCCUACAAGUUGUGUUCAAUAUGGUACUGAGAGAUGAUCCCUCUACUUAUCACAUUGAAGAAAUCUUGAAACAACCACUCCAGGUCAUAUGUACAACAAAGAAUUUUUGCCCUUCUCAGCCAGAUUCUUUAUUAUUGGACCUUUUGAGUGGGUUUGUGCACUUUACCUACAAGUACUUCCGAGGUCAAGCACUGGUUGCAAACAUCAAGGUAAAAGACGGAUUCCUGACUGGCAUGUGUAUGGUUGACCUCAGUCAUUGCUGUGGAACUACUUGCUUUGCACUAGACUUGAAGCCAAAAUCUUUCAAGUAUGAGAAUGUGGGUACGCAGGAUAAUGAAACCCCCAAAUUGGAGGAAGAUGAGUCAGAAGAACGUGGUCAUGAGGACAAUGCUCAAAAUGAGAUUCUUGAUUGUUUGAAUUAA